CAGGAUGUCCUAAAAUGCGUUCCGUAUUAUUAUAGUUCUUAUGGUACUGGGAGAGCAGAUAACGUAAUUUCCGGCUCACUGCGAUGGUAUCAAAGGAAGUGAUGUAUUGCGCUUGCGCUAGCUCUUUUCACGGCGCGCUGAUUAUUCUCUGACAGUUGUAUAGAACCGCGAGUCUAUAGAACCAAGAUCUAUCUCCGACAAUUACUGGAAUCGCUGGCGGAAAGCAGGAGCAAGAUGUCUGUGAUUGACAUGUUCGUUGAGCUGCAGAGCGGUCUGAGCGCGGACCAGGAUGUGCGAGAGGAAAUUAGAAAAGUGGUACAGAGCUUGGAGCAAACAGCGCGGGAGAUUCUCAUCUUGCUGCAGGGUGUUCAUCAGGAAGCCGGAUUCAAAGACAUACCCGCAAAAUGCCUGAAAGCACGAGAGCACUACAGCACUGUCAGAGACCAGCUGGCCACCCUGCAGACCAAAUUCCCAGCUGAGCAAUACUAUAAGUUCCAUGACCAGUGGAGAUUUGUGCUGCAGCGAUUGGUGUUUUUAGCUUCUUUCCUUGUCUACCUGGAGACUGAGACUCUUGUAACCCGUGAAGCUGUGGCCGAGAUAUUGGGAAUUGAGUAUGUGCGGGAGAAAGGGUUUCAUUUGGAUAUUGAGGAUUAUCUAUCAGGGGUGUUGAAUCUUGCUAAUGAGUUGAUUGGCUGUUAACAGCGUAAUUGCAGGAGAUUAUUCCCGGCCCCUCCGCAUUGCCUCCUUCAUCAAUGAGUUGGAUUUUGGCUUCCGACUCCUCAACUUAAAGAACGACUCACUGCGUAAGAGAUACGAUGGGCUGAAGUACGACGUCAAGAAGAUAGAAGAAGUGGUUUAUGAUCUGUCUAUCCGGGGUCUCAGCAAGGAGGAGCCAACCCCUGCUGAGGGGAAGUAACAGACCCUCUUGGACCAGAAAGAUUAACCAUUGUAUAAAUGGACAACUGGAGGCAGCCAAACUUUAAGACUUGUGAUUGGCUGGAUUGGUACUGUCCUGUACUGUAAUGUUUAUUUUAGAUUUGUCAUGGUUGGUCGGAUACCAUGUUCAUUGUUGAACAGAUGUGCUUGACAUGAAUCCCUUACUACUUCUUUGUGUUUGUAUUUUCUGUGAGAAUCUCUGCAUACCCCCAGUUACUGACCCUGAAGUUAAACGACCCCAGGUUUUAGAGAAGACUUUAAUGGUAAUCCUGGUUUAUAACUGGUCCCCAUCGCCAUGCCCCUCUCAAUAAGAGUUAAUAAAGAACUUGGAAUGAG
This is a messenger RNA of Xenopus laevis (African clawed frog), 1272 nucleotides long. It is a transcript of the gene tsn.L, whose product is annotated as translin L homeolog. Gene Ontology annotation, molecular function: sequence-specific DNA binding; single-stranded DNA binding; nucleic acid binding. The record is from RefSeq and is a predicted model, not a curated record. Gene Ontology annotation, cellular component: cytoplasm; nucleus. Bases 235 to 699 code for a protein of 154 amino acids. NCBI's taxonomy places the organism in Eukaryota, Metazoa, Chordata, Amphibia, Anura, Pipidae. Gene Ontology annotation, biological process: RNA metabolic process. The transcript is spliced from 6 exons.